This is a messenger RNA of Fonsecaea monophora, 3753 nucleotides long. RefSeq lists its product as hypothetical. The coding region runs from base 1 to 3753 and encodes 1250 amino acids. The transcript is spliced from 3 exons. The record is from RefSeq and is a predicted model, not a curated record. Gene Ontology annotation, biological process: phosphorelay signal transduction system; phosphorylation. Gene Ontology annotation, molecular function: phosphorelay sensor kinase activity. NCBI's taxonomy places the organism in Eukaryota, Fungi, Ascomycota, Eurotiomycetes, Chaetothyriales, Herpotrichiellaceae.
AUGGUGGUCACGACAGAAGGCGGUGCGGCUUUCGGCCAACCGACCGACAAUCAGAUGGACGACUCACGAAGGGCUCGAGAGUUCUACCACUACUUUCAACCAGACAAUCUCCUCCAACCGCACCUCCGUCGUCGCCCUUCGGUUCUCAAUGUCACCAGCGAUGAGGUCCCCAAUCUGUGCAAGGCGCUCUCUCCCCUGUGCCAGUUGACCGCGUUUCGCUUGAAAGUCCGGAAAGCGAUGAUCAAUGUCAUGGAUCGCGAUGUCAUGUAUUUCCUGAGUGAAGCCACAAAAAUCUACACGGACGAGGGCGAACAGACCAUUGAAUUUGUCGAAGAUCCCAUAUUCUUGAACUGCAGCUCAGUGCCGCUCAAGGGUAAAAUCUGUGAGCUGACCAUUCGACUCGACAAUAAAGAUCAUGGCGCUGUGCCCAAGUUCGUAAUCAACGACCUUACGAAAUCUCAAUUUGCCCACAUGGAUAUCAUCUCGGGUCCCCCGUACUACAGGUUCUAUGCAGGUGUUCCGAUCACUACAAGAGACGGCGUCAAUAUUGGCAGUCUCGCCGUCAUGGACACACAAACUCGUCCAAAUGGGUUGACACCUGCUGAGGAGUUGUUCCUUACCUCGACCGCGCAACAGAUAAUGGUUUUCCUCGAAACAAAUAGACAAGCAAUAGAAGGACGUCAGUCUCGCCGUAUGGCUGAAGGUCUCGAAGCUUUCAUUGCGGGACGCAAGAGUAUCCACGGCGAUAGGGCAGGAUUUCUCCACAGUCCUCUGUUCAAGAAGAGGUCGAAGUUCGCCUAUGGCUUGACUGUGCCACUGGAAAAGGACGCUUCCCCACCGCUAAAGUCGUCUGCGCAGACUGAGUCCAACCUCCGAAACCAAACCACCGUCACUCUUGAACAUGCCGAAGAUCUCAGCACCUCGGAUUCCUCAGAUUCAGAUAGCCUGAAUGGGAAUUCCGAGACCGAUGGAGAUCUCGGCGAGGAGGGUGCCGUCGCAUUUGUCACUGUAGGUGCUCGUCUGCGUAAUUCGAGUAAGAAGAACGGAAACAAUCUUGGCCAGGCUAUGGGAGCCAUUGACGGAGAUCUUCAGUCACUGACAAAAUCAUCGAUCAUCGCCUACUCGACCCAGUCCAAUCCGAUCAUCCCCGAGAAGGGAUUAGAUGAGAGGGUAAAGGGCUUAGAUGGAGAAUUACUCCAGGACCUUACCAAACGGUACCCUGGUGGUCGCUUAUUCACCCUGGAAUGGAACCCUUCCUCCUCUUCCGAAGAUGAUAUAGAGUCUUCAGGCAGACUCAGGAGCCCUGUCAAUCAGUCGCGAAUACCUAGCCACCGGAAACGGCUAGAAGUCAAGGCCAUCCGUGCUGCCUUUCCUUGUGCGGGACAGGUCCUCUUUACGCCCUUGUGGGACGCCACGACUGGUUCUUUUGCAUAUGGCUGUUUCGUUGCUACAGCGUUAGAGACGCGUUCCUUCAACUCUUCCAUUGAAUUGCCAUUCCUCAACUCUUUCUGCAGCACACUGAUGGGCGAGUGCUCACGGUUGGACACGAUGAUUGCGGACAAGCAAAAAUCCGACUUCGUCGGCACCAUAUCUCACGAAAUGCGAAGUCCAUUACAUGGCCUCCUUGCCAGCGUCGAAUUUCUCGCCGAAACAGAUCUCUCUGGCUUUCAGAGAUCCCUCAUUUCUACCAUUGAUUCCUGUGGACGAACCCUUCUGGAUACCAUCAACCAUGUCCUGGACUUCUCCAAGAUCAACUCAUUCCAAAAGCACUGGCAAGCUUCGAACAAGAAACACUCUCACGGAUCGCGUCGCCACAACUUUUUAGGCCCAGAAAACUCUUCCAAGACUAUAUCUCAUGGUGCCCCUGCACUCCUGCAACUGCUUGGCGUUAUUGAUGUGUCAGCUGUGUUGGAGGAAGUCGUCGACGGUUUGGUCCUUGGUUAUACAUACACAUCUGGAUUAGACCUCACGGAGAUGCCACGAGAAGCACCAGGCCGAGGGAAAAGAGUCCGCUCCGAAAAUCACUGCGUGGACCCUGUCAAGAUCACGCUGGACGUGCAGAAGGCGGAUUGGACGUUCUUGACCCAACCCGGGGCAGUUCGCCGGAUCAUCAUGAAUCUCACUGGGAACGCCAUCAAGUAUACGAGUCAGGGUACCAUCAAGAUUCGACUCCAACUACAAACUUCUUCAGAUGAUAACAGCAACGAUGUGAUGGUGUUGACGGUGACGGACACAGGAAAGGGUAUUUCCCAGGAGUUCUUAUCUACUAAGCUCUUUGUGCCAUUUGCGCAGGAGAAUGCUUUGGCCCCCGGAACCGGGCUAGGGUUGAGCAUCGUGCGGAGCAUUAUUCUGAUGCUGGGUGGCUCGAUUGAUGUGAAAAGCAAAUUAAAUGAGGGAACAACGGUGGAGGUUAUUCUACCUAUUAGGAGACCUUUACCUGGUCAGACUUCAACUCAGACUACGCCUUUCUCCGACGGUGCCAGUGGCCUGAACUCUACUGGUAGCUCCAACGCCGACAGCUCGAUUUCUCUAUUGAGAGAUGAAUGGUCUGACGCGACAGUAACAUUCUGGCAACCGGAACUGGAACCAGACGACGACCUCGCACGCAUCGUCAGAUCGUACGUACAGGACUGGUAUAACCUUCCGUUCCUGGACCAGCAAUUAUGUGACAGUUGCGCCGUUGUCAUCGCAGAGGAGGAGAACUUGGAUCAUUUGCUCACUAGAUUGGUGGCCACACCUGGCCGCCGUCCAGCGUUAGUGGUAAUGUGUUCGGUUCUUUCCAGACACAGCGUGGCAUUGGUGCAGUCCCUGGAGGAACGCAUUUGCAGUGCUGUGGAAUUCGUUUCAGAGCCUUGUGGUCCCCACAAGUUGGCUCGUAGUAUACGGCUGGCUCUCGAAAAGCAAGCGGCGGUACGGUCACGGUUCUCGCAGGCGGACAACCAACAAGUGGUGCUUCCGAGCGCUGAGAUUGCAAGUAUGACUCCUGGUACAACCGAGACAGAGUCCGUGGUGGAGGACUUGGCCGAGCUCGACCUCAACUCGCCUGGUGGAACUGAUAACGCCAAAAUGGUUCAGGCAACGGAGACUUUUGCCGCGUCCCAAGCGAGCCACAAUGCACAGAUGGCAAUCCAUGACCCCAUAACCGCUCUGCGGACACCGAGAAAUCAUGUCAGCGAAGGAGAAUCUUUCCCCUUUCCCUCACACAGUCAAGAGAGCUCAAGAAGGCGUCGCGAGAGUGAUCGAUGGACCAACCACACGAGCCUAAGUAACCCAGCCUCACCUAAUGAAGCCCCAACCGCUCUCUCCAGGCAUCCCUCGCUAUCAAAGCCAGCCCCGGGCAGUGUUGACCCGCAUAUUCUGCUGGUGGACGACAACAAGAUCAACCUGAAGCUGCUCGAAACCUUCCUGAAGACAAAACGGAAAUACAGCCGGAUAGAGCAGGCAGAGGAUGGUCAGCAGGCUGUCGACGCUGUCAAAGCAGCCGAGGAGCCUUUCGACAUCAUAUUUAUGGACAUUUCUAUGCCAGUGCUGGACGGCUUUGAGGCGACCCGUGCCAUUCGUCAGUACGAAGACCUUCGUGGCUGUAAACCUGGUGCUAUGGUUAUUGCCUUGACUGGAUUGGCAAGUGCCAGAGAUCAGAGUGAAGUUUUCAGCAGCGGUUGUGACAUUUAUAUGACAAAGCCUGUGAGCUUUAAAGAGGUCGGUAAACUCUUAAACAAUUGGGAGGCUCAUAAGAAUAUCGACUCAACUUGA